Molecule: messenger RNA, 697 nt
Organism: Trichogramma pretiosum
Lineage: Eukaryota; Metazoa; Arthropoda; Insecta; Hymenoptera; Trichogrammatidae
Exons: 2
Coding region: 293-640 (115 amino acids)
Source: RefSeq, a predicted model, not a curated record
UGUUUGUCUAUAUUUUUAUAUUAAAUUUGAUUAUAUUCACGAAAAUGAAUAGUAAUUUUGAGGAAUUUCGUAUCGAAUUCUAUAAACAGAUAGCAGACACACCGCGUCACUAAAGUGACGCAGUGGACUUAUUGUAGUAUCCUAACCUAUUCUUUUUAUAGUAAAAAGCUUUCAGUGAACUUCCAAUCUUGAUUCGAAGUAACCAUUCGGCCUUUAUACGUUGAGCGUUGUUUUGAAUUCGAAAUAAUUUGCAUGACUAUUCUUGACCAGCAAUCAUAGAAAAUAACAAAAAAUGUUUUUUAAAAAAGCAAUAAGAGAAUUUUUUCGCCAACGAAUGAAUCCCAUUGACCCUAAAGUUGCGACGUUAUAUAAAUAUAAAUUGUCGCUUAUUUAUGUUAUUGUGGGAUGGAAUCUAAUUGGAUUAACUUUUUACAUGGUUGUCAAUGACAAGCUACCAAAAAAACAUGACAGUGUCGAUUAUGUCAAGUUGCUAGGAAUACAAAAUGCUAAUGUAGUUAAAUUUCAAGGACUUACAAAAGUUGAAGAUAAGGAUGUUCAUAUAACUGAAGACGAGAUCCAGAAGUUCCAUGGAGUUAGUCCUAAAGAGUCUGAUAAACAAGUAGAGAAGAAAUCAAGUUAAAUAAUAACAAAUAAUGUCCCAAUGUAAAUAAUAUGCAUAUAAUAUUAAAAAUUAUUA